Molecule: messenger RNA, 3669 nt
Organism: Saccostrea cuccullata (small rock oyster)
Lineage: Eukaryota; Metazoa; Mollusca; Bivalvia; Ostreida; Ostreidae
Product: melanopsin-like
Exons: 7
Coding region: 805-2880 (691 amino acids)
Biological process (GO): G protein-coupled receptor signaling pathway
Cellular component (GO): membrane
Molecular function (GO): G protein-coupled receptor activity
Source: RefSeq, a predicted model, not a curated record
GCCAUGUUUUACUCUUAACAGGAAUGAGAGAGUACGGGCAAAAAGUAUGUCAAGAUCGAACCUUUAAAGCCGAGUAAUUGACGACACUUCUCUUCUAUUCAAAAUCAACACUGUGUUUUGUUAUUAUUUACUUUUCAAGUUAUGCACUGAACCCAAGAGGUAUUUAAAUAGCAAACGGAAGUUAUUUAAUCCGCCGUCGUGUGUAACACAGGCCUUUUACCGUACAAAACAUGGAGGAAAACACUUGAAAUAAGGGGGUACUGUGAGAUUGGAAUGCAUAUUAUGGAAAUAAAGUGCAUUCUUUCAAAUGUUUAGACGCAAAAGUUGUAAUUUUUCCUGCCUCUUUCAAUUAGGGAAUAUGUGAGUGAUUUGUGAGUUAACAACAAGUGAACUGAACACGUGAAUGGAACUGAAACAUGUUAAAAACCUGAAUUGUGGUCAGUUCUCUCUGGGAUUAUAAGUGAUUCUGAUUUUACGUUGAACUUAUAUUCAGGGAUUUUUAAAACUGACGACCAGAAAUACAAUUUUAAACACACGAGGAACUAGUUCAGAGUCUUUGUCCGUGACAUCAUCAAUAUGUGUUCAUUUCCUAAUUAAGUCUGUGGAUUUCUCUAAUGCUUCAUCACCAGUCCACCAGCUAGAGAAGUCCGAUUAUUGAACUCACGGAUUUGCACAUGAUAAUCAAGACUUAGAAAAAAAGAAACAGAUGAUCGGGAUCAGAAGAGAGAAACUUUACAGGAAUCGGGCAUGAUGUUCUGAGACGAUACAGAGUUAAGAUGGAGUGAACUUUGGAACAGAAAAAAGAUGACAACAAGUUCCUGGAUUGUAAACUCAUCAACGUCUUUAUUUGACCAUCUUUUCUACAACAAUACAGGACACCGACCUAACGAUGCAUUUCCGGUUAGCCAUUCAUUUUCACUGGAGGAUAUUCCAAAUAACGUUUCGAACGCGACUUCAGGACCGGAAGUUAAUAACAGUGCUCACACAAGCUGGAGUCUCCUAGAAACUAUUGUAUUCGGAACAUGGUUGUCGAUAUCCAUGAUUUUUGCUAUUGUGGGAAAUUUCAUGGUGAUAGCAGUUGUAUGGAGACACAGGGGAAUGCGGACAAGAACAAAUAUGUUUAUAGUGAACUUGGCCAUAGCGGAUUUUUUGAUUGGUAUUCUUUUGGCGCCAUUUUCACUGACAACAUUAAUAGCACAUGACUGGAUUCUUGGAGAUGCAUUGUGUUUCUUAAAUAGUUUUUUAAAUGCCGUCUGCUUUUUGACAUCUUUACAAACGCUGAUGUACAUCAGUAUACACAAGUAUUUAUCUAUCACCCGUCCAUUAAUUCGUAUAACUAAGUGUAAGAUAUUAAUUAUGAUUAUGGCAGCAUGGCUAUGGGGAAUCAUAUGUGCUGCCUUGACAACAUUUAUUCUAAGUCAUUAUGAAUAUAAGGAGAAAACCAUGCAGUGCGGACCGGCUUAUCCCGGAAAUACGAUUCAGUCCAUUAUAUUUCAUUUUAUUAUACAGACAUCGAACCUUUAUCUUCCUUUAGGAAUUAUGUUGUUUUGUUAUAUAAGAAUAUUUCAAGAAAUAAAGGAACAUAUGCAGAGAAUGGAUGAGAAUUCGGCCAUGGACCGGAAACAGAUUUUCUCCCAACAGAGGAGAGUUACCAUUACUCUGUUUAUCGUUUUGGCGUGUUUCGUCGUGUGUUGGUUUCCAUACUGUGUAUAUGCCAAUUACGUCACAUUUGUCGAGGAUAAAAAGACUAUUCCAGCAUGGGCUAAUGCAGUAGCGUACUGCGCAGGCUACAUGAACAGUGCUUGUAAUCCAAUCAUCUACGCCUGGAGAAGCCCUUCCUUUAGGGAGGGAUACAAGGAAAUCCUCUGCCAGGAGCCAUCCUACGUCGUUAGUGACGACAGGAUUGAAGUAUUAUACAAUCAGGAACAUAGCCAACCAUUUAAACGACUAACAGAUACAAUUCAUGAUAGUUCCCCAGGCCCUCGUAGGCGGAUCUCACUUUUUAUCAACUCAAUGAGGGGGUCACAUCGCGGGUCAAGGAUGGGAUCGGACGAUUCUUUAUCUCACCAUUCUUUACAUAGCCUAAAUAAGGUCCAUAAAACUCAGGACUCUUCUACACACAAACUGCUUCGCAAACUAACAGGCAAAACAGCCAAAGGGAGUUCUAUCAUCAAAAGAGAUGGAUCUGUUAUUUUAGUCAAAAAUGGCAAAAUUAUUUCAAUGCGCGAGGAUGUGCGCAGAAGAAACACAUCCGGGGAUUUAGAUGACGUUUUUCUUCCAAGUACAUCUCCUUCCUCUGAAAAAUAUAAAAAUGGAACCCGUCCUCCACUAACAAGACAACCGAAUCUGAAUAUACUUUAUGAAAGUAACUCUGAAAGAGUAGACAUAAGUCAAGUAAAACAAAAUGGGUCUGCUGCUAUGUGUCGCUCUAUAUCGGAGGAGGAUUUGAAAUCCGAUAGAAACUCUCUAGAGAAGUCUAAUGCUAGCGCACCAAAUAUCGAGAUACUUCUGUCAGAGGCCCCUGAUGAUGUUGAAAAACACAAUGGGGACGGUGAGUGUUCACAGUGUCAGAGGCUAUCCACGUUUAAACCUUUAGAAAAUCAUUGUCCACAUGGACUAUUUUUACCCAGUCCACAGACAAUCAGACGAUCACGCAGUGACACGAUACACCAAAGUGAUCAGCAAGAAGAUACAACCCGUCUGUUGUCAAAAAGUGACCAUGACGUGUACAAGUUACCGACCCUGACAUCCCCGUCAUUUGAACGCUUGAAGACGCAUGCGCAUACAAACGGAAACAUAAGUGACAGUGAAAUAAAUGUGAAUAUUCCUCUUUACACUAGAAGGUGGUUAAAAAAUAACAGUGGAAAAGCAAAAAUGUGAUGAAUUCUUCCAUGUACCAGGUUUAAUUAAAUCUGUCAAAUAUAUAACGAAAGGGCUAAGUAAUGUUUGAAUCUUUGGACUAAAUAAAAUGUUAUAUAUGUGAUGUUCCCCCUAAAUUAAGCACUUUGUGUGCUUUUAAAUUUGAGAUACAGUAUUAUUCACUUUGAAAUUAAUGUUAAAGUAGACUAAAUUUUGCAAAAAUUAUUCAGCAUAUAUUUUCCCUUCGAAAUACUUUCAUUGCCUUUCUAUAUACACUGUAUGCACUUAAGAUCUGUUAAGGGUCUCAGAGAAUAAUGGUCAAUUUUUGUUUGUGAUAUUAUGUCUUUCGAAACAUGUACUUAAAUUAUCAUUUAUUCAGUCACAUGCAAUGAUGCAGUUAAUACAACAAGUAUAUUCGCUUACUACCAAAGAUUAAUGCAUGGUGUAAAAGUGUCAUAAUGUGUAUGCUGAAUUAUUAUGGGUUUAUAUAGUGUUCAUAGUUUUAACUUUUACACAAGCUGACUUUUGUUAAUUCUUAAAAUAUUCUUGACCAAGAUGAAACUUAAUGAUUUUAAAGGCAGUCUUCAUUUUAGAAGAAUAUUUUAAAAGUUUAAAUAUAAAUCAAUCUUUGAAUUAAGAAUUGUGUUUAUCUAUGUAUAUAGCUGACACAGUUUUACAUUGUAAACAGAGUCUGUCAGUUUUAUAACAGUGAAGCGUACAGUAUAUUACUUCUGUUGUCUGUAGCGGGUGUUUUGUUUGAGUAAAUGAAAAUGUAUAGAACAGAAAAUAAAUAUUUUUAUUGAAAAUGAA